Messenger RNA from Tripterygium wilfordii, 2006 nucleotides. RefSeq names its product LEC14B homolog. Gene Ontology annotation, biological process: proteasome-mediated ubiquitin-dependent protein catabolic process. Bases 387 to 1811 code for a protein of 474 amino acids. The record is from RefSeq and is a predicted model, not a curated record. Gene Ontology annotation, cellular component: Cul4-RING E3 ubiquitin ligase complex. Gene Ontology annotation, molecular function: protein binding. Lineage: Eukaryota; Viridiplantae; Streptophyta; Magnoliopsida; Celastrales; Celastraceae. The transcript has 10 exons.
CCCAUUAAAAUGGAGCCAUUGUCACGUUUCGCUUCCCUUUCAGACUUCCAGUAGACUGACUAGAUUACGUGAGGUCUCAACUCUCAACUCUUGAAGACCGGUCCAAGAGAAAAGACACAGAGAGCUAGAAACACAAGCAGGCGAUUACCACACUGCUCGUCUUCGACUGUUUUGAAUCGCUCGAUCGACAACAAGGUCUUUGAACGAAUCGUACGUACAUCGAAUUCUCUUCAUCCGUGUUGUGACUUCCGACCUUCUUACCCAAGGAUUCAAGUUAUCAGAGCUAGUUGAUGGUUGUGAGGAGAACCAAGCAAUCUCCAGUGAUGCUUAUUGAUGACUCUAGAAGUCUAGAUUGAAGUAAUAGUUGAUUAGUUGUAGCAAGUCGAAUGGCCCCUAACAUGAGGAGUCGGAAAAAGAGACAUAAUUGUGAGGAUAUAGAUACUGCUCAUAAAACUUCUGCAAGUCAAGAGCCCAAUGACAAUAAUAAUUAUCUUGACCAUGAAAUUUCACAACUUACGAGGCUUCGAUCAUUUCCUCAUGAACUUUUGAGCCGAGCAAUGCCUGGCAGGUCAAAGUUGCCUGUUUCGACAGUUAAAAUGUUGGUUGGACGUGAAGGAAAUUAUUCAGGGAAGGGGAGAUUCUCAUCAGCAGAUGGUUGCCAUGUUUUGAGCCGAUAUUUGCCUGUCAAUGGUCCUUGGAUGGUAGAUUAUAUGAAAAGUCGUGCUUAUACCUCCCAGUUUUCUUCUGACGGUUCCCUUCUUGUAGCAGGGUUUCAGGAAAGCCAGAUAAGGAUUUAUGAUGUGAAUGGAGGCUGGAAAGUUCUAAAGGACAUAUUAGCCAAAAGUUUAAGAUGGACCGUUACUGAUACUUCUCUCUCCCCGGAUCAACAUUAUCUUGUUUAUGCUAGCAUGUCUCCUGUCGUCCAUAUUGUAAACAUUGGAUCUGCUACAACAGAUUCAGUUGCUAAUGUUACAGAAAUACAUGAUGGUUUAGAUUUCUCCAGAAAUGAUGAUGAAGAGGAAUUCGGAAUCUUUUCUAUAAAGUUUUCAACUGAUGGGCGAGAGCUUGUAGCUGCAAGUAGCGACGAAGCGAUAUAUGUUUAUGAUCUCAUGGAAAAUAAACUUAGCCUUCGAAUUCCAGCCCAUACGUCUGAUGUUAAUACAGUUUGUUUUGCGGAUGAAACUGGGCAUCUCAUAUAUUCUGGAAGUGAUGACACCCUCUGUAAGGUAUGGGACCGGAGAUGCUUUAUUUCAAGAGGACAAGCAGCUGGGGUCUUGAUGGGACAUCUAGAAGGUGUUGCAUUCAUUGACAGCCGUGGAGAUGGGCGUCAUUUUAUUUCAAAUGGAAAAGAUCAGACUACCAAACUAUGGGAUAUUAGAAAGAUGUCUAAUGCCACUUACAAACCAAGGCUUAGAGAUUUUGAGUGGGAUUAUCGAUGGAUGGAGUACCCAUCCCAUGCAAGAAACAUGAAGCAUCCAUUUGAUCAGUCAGUAGCUACUUACAGGGGUCAUUCAGUGUUACGAACUUUGAUUCGGUGUCAUUUCUCCCCACAAUAUAGCACUGGUCAGAAGUACAUCUACACUGGCUCUAGUGAUGGUUCAGUUUAUAUUUAUGAUCUGGUGAGUGGAGAUGAAGUCGCGAAACUAGAUCAUAAUAGACAACCUGUAAGAGAUUGCACUUGGCACCCCGUAUACCCUAUGAUCGUCACUGCUUCGUGGGACGGUGUCGUUUCCAGUUGGGAAUUUCCAGGUAGUGGUGAAGCACCGCCGCCUCGAAAGCGGAAGUCACUCAAAAGGGCAUUAUAUUACUAGUCCUUCAGAUAAGUGAUUUCUGGCUUCUCUUGUUUUAAUUUAUUUGAUGUUAUCUUCUGGAUUGCUCACCAUGGAGCAAUGUAGUAUAUCAUAGGGUUACCUUUAUAUAUUUUCCCUUUUGGAUUCAAGGAGAAAUGGCUGUGGCCUGUACAAGUACUUUGUAAACGCACAUUGAUUGAAGCUUUUUUUUUAAAA